UAUACAGUUGGAAUUUUUUAUAUAUAGGUCUAUAUAGUUUCAAAUGUGUGGUGUAUAUAAAUCAGUUUUCAGGCAUUGUCGCUAAAACUCUUGAUGUAAAAUUUAUGCUUAAAACUUAGGGGUCUAGAACUAUACACUGUUAAUAAAUGUAAUAGUGUAACUGCAUUGUAACGAAGUAUUUAAGACUCGUUUCAGUUCUUAAUCCGUGUAUAAACUCAUAGCAUAAAAUCUUUAGUAAAAACUUAAAAGUAUUGAAUUAUACAGUUGGGAAAUAUAUGGGAUAUAGUGGCAUUGUAAAAAUGAAGAGCUUGGGAAUCGGUUCGAUUCUUAUUGCGUGUCUACUACCAGCAAUCGUACACGGACAAUGCAGCAAUACGAGUCCUUGCGCCUUUGUGGGUGGUGCUGCAUUCACACAGCCCCAACAAUUAGAAUCAACGGCGGGAAGUCUUUCAUUUUCACUUGAUGUUGACGUAUAUGACUAUACGUUGGAAUGGCUGGUCAUUCAUCGUCGCCUUUAUAACGGAAGCUUGAGUGGACCAACGUGGCGCGUGAGGCGAGGGGAUACUGUCAGCUUGACUAUUAACAACCGUCUCACAUUGCCCCACAAAAUUGGACCUGCGAACCAACCAAAGUUACCAAACACCACGAACAUUCAUACUCAUGGUCUACAUAUCGGCAGUGCGGAGCCACAGGACAACGUAUUCGUUCAUAUAAGUCCAGGUCAAUCUUACACCUACACUUACACAAUAUGUCCUGACCAACCAGCUGGAACGUAUUGGUAUCAUCCACACUUGCAUGGGUCAACUAUGCUACAGGUACACGGAGGUUUGUCUGGCAUGAUAAUAGUAGAGGAUCCUACGACAGGUUCAGCGGCCAUGCCCGCCCAUCUUGCCGCUGUGUCAUGCCCCAACAACUGCGCCCAUGAUGUACAACUGCUGUUCCAACCGACCAUGCAGUACAUUAACAACGCAGGAAGAGGGUACGCCAAUCAACAACAAGCUAUCGAGGACAAUCCUUUAUUUAGACACAACCAGUAUAUCAUUACAGCCACAAACCAAGAUUUGGAAACUUAUUUAACAACUGCAGCAAACGGUGUUGACUAUUUCACCACCAAUGGACAACUAUGGCCAACGCUUACUAUCCCAGCUGGUCAAAUAAAAAGAUUCAGAAUGGUAAAUGCUGGUGGCAGCGCAUCUUUAGAGUUACUAAUAACAGACGUUGGUGGUGUAACUGCAACGACUGGAUGUUCAUUUAUGGAGAUUGCAAUUGACGGUGUGUAUCUUGAUCAAGCUAGAUCGCCCAGACUCGGGAAAACACUGAUUAUUCCAUCAGGCAAAGCAGAUUGGCUUGUGGUGUGCGACCAACCGGGAAACUACGAGGUCCGUUCAGUUGCCGCAAACAUUGACAAUCUUUCAUUCGCUGGUUUCGAGCGCUACAACAACAAGCUUCUACAAAUAACAGUAACAGGAACUGCAACCUCGACCACCCUCGGUACAACUUUGCCAGGAAGAGAAUCCUUCCUUCAAGAUUUUCGAAGCUUAACCGAGAACCAGGUUGAAGGAAACUUUGUCAUUGAAGCAGCAGCAGGCAGCACACUUAAUAGGGAGAAGUUUUCCUCCCCGACGAAUUACAGAUACAAAAUGCGGCUUGGAUCCAACCAACAGUGGUUCAUUAUCAAUACAGACCCGGGGGUUGGCCAUCCCAUCCAUAUACACGUCAACCAUUUCCAGGUGAUCAGUUACAACCCAUACACCGGACCAGUAUCAAGCAAUGCCCGUGGAGGCCUUACGUUCUGGUCGCAGGCCUCACAAGUAUGCACACAACAACAUGCCACUUAUGCUGGAGUAAACACACCUCUGCCGGCCAACCCAUUAAGACACUUGGGCCACGACGUUAGACAAGCAGCAGGGGGUGAUGGGACGCUUGCAUAUGCUGAGAUUGGAGAUUUUCGUGACGCGAUUAUCAUACCACCGCUUGGAAACAUCACAAUCCGGUUCCAGGCUCAUAAGUUUACAGGGGAGAUUGUAAUACAUUGUCACAUUCUUGUACAUGAAGAUGCAGGUAUGAUGAUGACAGUUGAAGUCGUGGAUACAGAUUCAGAAGCCAACUUGACAGCGAACAUUCAAUCUGGUACAGCUUAUCCGGGAACGUGUACUAUAUGUGAUCCGUAUCCAUUUAGUGCUGAACCAGCAGCAAACAACUGUACUGCCGCUGUUAUUAACGUUGAAGGUACCAGUGAUCUGGUCUACCUUGCAUUUCUUGCCGUUAUACCGCUUGCAAUUAUAAUUGCUGUCAUUGUGGUUUGUACUGGAUCUUCAUCCAGUCGUGUUGGUGCAACUGGUGGUGCUGCAGCUGCAGCUGGCGUAAGUUCAUCUUCAACAACAGCUAAGGCUGCGGUGGACUCUACCACAAGCGGAGCUCUAAAUGAAGCGUUCAAUUUACAAGAAACAUUGAUAAAGUAGGAUAUACAGCACCAUUUUUUUAGGCAAGUCAAAACUGCUCAUUGUUUUUAUUACCAUUAAUAAACAAAAUCACAUUGCGUUAAUUUGUAGGUUAUAAACAAACAAAAAAUUGUUAAUUUUUCACUGUUUUUUAUUGCCAAUGAAAAAAAUAUUGCGUUAAUUUAUAGAUUACACUGUUAUACGUUAGUUUGAAUGUUACACUGUGUUUUAGUUUCAUGUAUACCUACACCUUUAGAACAUAAUAUCCAAAUAUCCUGACUGUGUUUUAAACAACGCUAUGGGAGUCGCGAGGAUAUGGUUUUAUAAUUCUUUGAAUGUUUUUCUUUACUACCAAAAGGGGAAGAGAAAAUAGAUAAAAAUGUGUCCCAUUUUACCCCACCCUACUAUACUUAAAAUAUUGAUGGUACCUGUAAGUGCUAAUGACAAUAUUUGUAUUUUAUUUGCCAACACGAUUAUAAACGUUGUUAUUUCUUAAUGAAUUGUACUCGGCACC
Molecule: messenger RNA, 2955 nt
Organism: Ciona intestinalis (vase tunicate)
Lineage: Eukaryota; Metazoa; Chordata; Ascidiacea; Phlebobranchia; Cionidae
Source: RefSeq, a predicted model, not a curated record